GCUCCUUGUACUUUUUCUGCGCGGCAGAACCAACCCCGCUACCGCGUCCGCCACGCGACUAUCCCGUGCGUGUUUCCCCCCAGCGCCUCUUCUCCAAAACUUGAACAACUCGUACAAGCUGCUUCUCUCACAAAAUCAGCUAACAACGGAGUCUCUCUCUCCUCGCUUUCUCUCUCUGCCUGAUUCUCUGCUCCGCGAAAGCAAAUUCUUCGGCCGGGGAGCGCCAAAAACCCUAGGGUUCCGCCCCCAUUCUCCGCCAGGGAGGUCGGAUAUCAUACAACUAUUGCAUAAUAUGGAAUUAGAAGAUAAAUUUGUUGGUAAAGAAAUAAUGUUUGUGCAGAUGUAGUGAUGUACAUCUGACACCCUAUGAAACGUACCAGCUGAAUUUUUGAUUUCUUGCUUAAGGGUCGCUAGGGAAGGACAGAUUCAGUUUCUGGUGUUCAGAGCCUCUCCUCCAGUGUGCAAAGCACUCCUGAGAAGAAUGGGCAUUCAGACGAUGCUUCACGAAGCCCAGAGCUUCUUCAAGAGUUCAUGAAAUUGGGUCCCAAGAAGGAACUCCUUCGAACUUGCUUUGAAAAGGACAAGAAAAACUUGAAUUCAUCAAAAAAUAAAAUGACUGAACCUUUGAAGACUUCAAAGACAAGUAAGAAGCAGGAUUCAAAGAAAGCUUCUUCUAGUCCAAAUAAUCUUCCUAAAAAGCAAGCCAGAAAGGGGGAAAAUCCUAUGCGUCUCUCAUCAGCUUCUGAUCAGUCUCCAGACUUUGGAUCUUCAAGCUCAUGGAUCUGUAAAAACUCUGCUUGUAGAGCUGUUCUAUCCAUAGAUGACACCUUUUGCAGGAGGUGCUCUUGCAGUAUCUGUCAUUUGUUUGAUGACAACAAGGACCCUAGUCUUUGGUUAGUGUGCACAUCUGAAUCUGGUGGCGGAGAUUCCUGUGGGUUGUCUUGUCACAUCGAGUGCGCCCUUCAACAUGCAAAGGCAGGAGUUGUUGAUCUUGGGCAAUUGAUGCAGCUAGAUGGUAGUUACUGUUGCGCUACUUGUGGUAAAGUUUCUGGGAUACUUGGAAGUUGGAAGAAGCAGCUCAUUGUGGCAAAGGAUGCUCGCCGUGUUGACGUACUAUGUUAUAGGAUAUACUUGAGUUACAGACUCCUGGAUGGGACUUCAAGAUUUAAAGAACUACAUGAGAUUGUGAAGGAAGCAAAGUCUAAACUAGAGAGAGAAGUUGGCCCAGUAAAUGGCGUUUCUGCAAAGAUGGCACGAGGGAUAGUAAGUAGACUAUCAAUUGCUGGUGACGUGCUGAAACUCUGCUCUCUUGCAAUUGAGAAAGCAGAUGAAUGGCUGGCCAAAGUUUCUAAUGCGAAUCCAAAUUGCCGAGAGGGUUCACUUCCUGCAGCUUGCAAGUUUCUUUUUCAAGAAGUGGCAUCAUCCUCUGUUGUGAUUAUAUUGAUUGAAUUGUCUAAUGCAUCAUCUGACAAUAUUAAGGGCUACAAGCUCUGGUAUUACAAGAACGGAGAAGAAUUGCACGCAAAAGAGCCUACUUGUAUCUUUCCAAGAUCUCAGAGAAGGAUUUUGAUAUCCAAUCUGCAGCCUUGCACAGAGUAUACGUUUAGGAUAAUAUCUUAUACGGAGGCUGGUGACUUGGGCCACUCAGAGGCCAAGUGUUUCACCAAGAGUGUUGAGAUAAUUCGUAGAAACCCCAUUUCACCGGUUUCCGGGAAUCCUAAGAAGGAGAAACCGAUCAUCGAACCAAAUUCUAGUGGCAAGAGAGAAUCUGAAACUACAACAGCAGUUGGUCCAACUUCCGAGUUUAAAGUUAGAGAUCUUGGGAAGGUACUUCGUAUGGCUUGGGGUCAAGAGCAAGGCAACUCUGAGGCGUUCUGUAGUGCCAAUAAGGAAACAUGCUGCGGAGUAAGCAGCACACUAAAAACUGAAACGCCACAAGAACCAUUGCCUUCUGUUUUGCACAGGCUUGACUUAAAUGUUGCUUCAGUACCCGAUCUAAAUGAAGAGCUAACCCCACCAUUUGAAUCCUCCAGAGAUGAAGACAAUGGAUGCACUUUGCAGCGUGCUGUUGAAGCAGAUGAUGAUGCUGCCUCUCAUGACCUAGUGAAGAAUGGUUUGGCAAGAUCACAUGGUAGUGGUGAUUCGCAGACCUGGACUCAUGGUCUUAAUGGAGAUGUCCCAGCUGUUGAUUCCCGGGUAGAAGUUGGCAGGAAGAGGGGAGCAAACACAAACGAAGAGAUCUAUGAUUGUGACAGCACACUAAUAAAUGGGCCACCAUUGCUUAUUUCUAAUGGUUCAUAUUGCUUGGACGAGAACUUUGAGUACUGUGUGAAAAUAAUCCGAUGGCUGGAAUGUGAGCGUCACAUUACACAGGAAUUCAGGUUGAAAUUGCUAACAUGGUUUAGUUUGAGAUCGACUGAGCAGGAACGUAGGGUGGUCAAUACCUUUAUUCAGACUAUGAUCGAUGAUCCAAGUAGCUUGGCAGGACAGUUAGUUGACUCAUUUUCAGAUAUCGUAUCCAACAAGAGGCCACGGAAUGGAUUCUGUAGUAAGCUGUGGCAUUAAACAAGGGAGGGCCGAGGCAAGGCCUUGCAUUCUGAUAAGAUAUCGCUUCACAUUGAAUUUAUAUUUGUCCUGAGAUAAGUAGCCUCUCAUUAAUUUUGCCAGUCUUUGUACAGGCAUUUUUUCUUUAGUCAUUGUCACAAGUGAUUUAAUUCGUACCGCGGACAAGAUUUGUCCGGCUCAUUGAUCUGGAAGACACUGAUUUUUCGUGGGAAGGAGAUGCUCAGAUGCACAAGGUUUCUGGCCGUAGGUCGCGUUUCGUUCCCUACGUUAUCGUAUUUACAUUUGAAGCUGUAGAAUUUAAUCAUUGAGGAUAUAGUUAUAAUUUCUGCUGUCAUUGCCUUCAUAAAAUUCAAAGAGGGCUACAUGAAUUUAGCAUUUUC
Molecule: messenger RNA, 2945 nt
Organism: Pyrus x bretschneideri (Chinese white pear)
Lineage: Eukaryota; Viridiplantae; Streptophyta; Magnoliopsida; Rosales; Rosaceae
Product: VIN3-like protein 1
Exons: 6
Coding region: 532-2565 (677 amino acids)
Biological process (GO): vernalization response; epigenetic regulation of gene expression
Molecular function (GO): protein binding
Source: RefSeq, a predicted model, not a curated record